GCCGGGGCUACGGGCAUGGGCGGGCGCCGCAGGGUCCGGCCCCCGGCAGCCGCCCCUCCCGUCGGGGCGGGGAUGGGACACGUCGUUUUCCGGAAAGCCCCGGCCGUAGUUUCGUUUCUCCGAGUUUUGUGUCUGGCUCUUGGGGCGGCUGCGGACGGGGCGAUGGCGGCGCUGGAGUCGGAGUCGGGCCUGUCAGGGCUGGAGGAAGAGCUCACCUGCUCCAUCUGCCUCUGCCUGUUCAGCAGCCCCGUGACGGUGCCCUGCGGCCACAACUUCUGCUCCUCGUGCCUGGAGCUCAGCUGGGCCGGCCUCUCGGGGGGCUUCAGCUGCCCGCAGUGCCGGGCCACCUUCGCGGGCCGGCCGCAGCUGCAGAAGAACACGGUGCUGUGCCGGGUGGUGGAGCAGCUCCAGGGCCGCGGCGGGGCCAAGGGCGAGGAAGAGGAAAAUGAGGAUGGGGAGGCGGGGGGGUGCUGGGCGGGGGGGGAGCCCCCCGUGUCCUGCGACAGCUGCCAGGAGGCGCCGGCCGUGCAGACCUGCCUGACCUGCACCGCGUCCUUCUGCGCCGAGCACCUGCGGCCGCACCGCGACAGCCCCGCCUUCCGCGACCACCAGCUCUGCCCGCCCCUGCGGGACCUGCAGCAGCGCAAGUGCCCCCAGCACAACAGGCUCUUUGAGUUCUUCUGCAGCCAGCACGGCGUCUGCAUCUGCUCCCUCUGCCUGCUCGGGCACAAGACGUGCCCCACCAGCCCCUUGGAGCAGGCGAAAGCCGCUGCCCAGAGUAUUUUGUUUACAAACUGUUCAUUUGAAACCAGUGCCUAUCUGCUCUUUCUGCUCCAGGAGACAGCUUCAAGAAAGAAGGAAUUGAUCAGAAAUGAGUUUUCAGAAAUUAAAGCUUUAAUUGAAGAAAGAGAAAAUGAGAUCAUGAAAGCAAUUACAGAGGAAGAAAAGAGAGUUUGGAAUAAAUUUGAUUAUAUUUAUAGUGUUCUGGGAAAUAAGAAGAAAGAAAUUCUGUCUCUCAAGGAUCAGAUUGAGAUGGCACUGACUGAAAGUGAUGACGUUCUAUUUUUGAAGAGAGCAGCAGCACUGCAACGAACAUCAACAAAAGAGGCUUUUGUUCCUGUAGUUGAAAUGGACCAAAAUGUGAUGCAUUCCACUUACCAGUCUGCCAUUAUCCUCAAAGACAUAGUGAAAGUUUCAUUGAUUCAGAGUAGGGAGAAAAAAGAAGAAGCCAAACCUGUGAAAAUUAAGCUUCAGAAGAGCCAUGAAGAGAAAAAGAAAGCUGCUAAAGUUGCAGCAACCACUACACCAACCACCACAUCUGCUGCUGCUGCUGCUAAAGAGCUCAUUGACAGCUUCCUGAAGAAACCCAGAGAGGAGCUUCUGCAGUAUGCUGCCAACAUCACUCUGGAUUACAACACAGCUCACAACACGGUGGUUUUGGCUGAGAACUACACCAGGAUGUCCAUCUCAGACACCUUCACAGGUCACAAGUACCACCCUCAGCGCUUCACCGAUUACCGCCAGGUGCUGGGCUUCCAGUGCUUCAAGAGAGGCAUCCACUACUGGGAGGUGCAGCUGCAGCAGGGCAGCUUCUGUGGCAUCGGGGUGUGCUACGGCAGCAUGGAGCGGCAGGGCCCCGACAGCCGCCUGGGCAGGAACAGCAAGUCCUGGUGCAUCGAGUGGCUCAACUCCAAAAUAUCAUCCUGGCACAAUGAUGUGGAAAAGUCCCUGCCCAACACAAAGGCUACCAAGAUUGGGGUGCUGCUGCACUGUGAUGGGGGGUUUGUGAUUUUCACAGCGGUGGGGGAGAAGCAUAACUUGAUCUAUAAAUUCAAAGCUCAGUUCACUGAAGCCUUGUACCCAGCCUUCUGGCUGUUUUCCAGUGAUGCUGUUCUCUCUCUCUGUCACAUGAAAGACUAAGAUCUUGUAUCUCAGUUUAGUUCAUUUAAUAAUCUGUCUCAAAGAUUGAUUAUUUGAUACAAAAAUUAUCAUCUCUUUUAAGCAGUUUAGGAAAUCUGUCAAUUCUUUGGUCUGAAUUGCUAAAGCCUUUAGAUAGUGAUUUAGCAAAAUGUUGGUGAUAGUAAAAACUACAAUGGUUUGCAAAGGUCUUGAUUGCCCUAAAAUCAAAUGGUAAAUGUGGCCCUUGUGGCUCCUGUGGUUUCCUUUAAAGGAGCAACAGAAUUAAUGUGUUCCAUGGGUAGCAACAACCCCUUUGAGAAAGAAACAGGAAGAAUUCCGUGACAAAUUCAGGCUUUGAUGGAGGUCUCACUGUUGCCCUUUUGCCUGUGCAGACUGUUGUCCAUACAGGUGUUCUCAGUCUAUGACUCCACCAGGUGCUACAGAAAGAGCUGUUAAAUCCCUAAGUUCAGCUCUUAUGGCUCUGAGUUAUAAAAGCCAAUAGGACAGAUCUCAUCAAAUGGAACUGCAGAGAGUUUCAGAAUUGAUGGGAAAGAAAUUAUAUUAGAAUCACCAGGAAACAAAUGACAUUAACCCAGACAUGGGGAAUACACCAGAGAGUUGUCAGGAAGACAGAGCAGAGCAGUGCUGUGCAUCCUGUGAUGAAGAUUUUGGGAUGAAGCAUUCUGUGUCAUGUGACCCAGAGCAUGCUUCACAUCUUCAUGCUGAAGGCUCUUCAGUGCUGGGGUUUUGUGUGUGCUGAGGAGUUCAGGGGGUGCAUUCCUGUUCUCAGGGUCUCCCCUCAUAAAGCUUUUCCUCUUUAUGAGGUGGGAUAUUCUCUGCUGGUGUAUCUUUUGUUGUUCAGGUGGUAGAAACUGGAUGGAUUUCUUUCAUGUUUUUGAGACUCCAGUUUGAGGAGUCCCAAGACAGAUUGCAAGUAUCUGGAAAAUGCUGUUUCUCUCUGUAUGAGGCCUGUGGACAGACAGGAUGAGUCUUGACAUACAGAGGAUUUGCACAAAGGAGAAUAUGCAUCCAUUCCUCCUGGGAUGGAUUUUUAAUUCUCCUGUUGUUCUUGAGUUGUGGUAUGUCUUCAGAAGUUCUCACCAGGUACAGAGAAAUCUGUACUUCUUACUUAUAACUUUAAAACAAUCUGUAGGCAGUCAAGGUAUUUGGAUCUCAUAGUUCUUGGGCCUGUAUCUUGUUGGUGCCUCUGGACUUAGUGUGCCAGUUCUUACUUCUUGUAGCCCAUGGGAAGCUCAGACGAGACCUGUCCUGGACUUUGAUUUGUUAAACUCCCCUUACAGGACUUGGUGAGAUAGAACACAAAGCCACUGCUGGCAGUUUGGCAGGGAAUUGCUAAAAGGCUGAAAAGAACCUCUGUGACUACAUUCCACAUUAGCCAAAGAGCUUUGGAGAGAGGCUUUCAGGAGUUCAGGCUUGGUGUCUCUAUUUUUUCUCGGUUUGUAAACCCUUAGUACUUUGUCAAGGGUAGCACAGGUCUCAUUUAUUCCAAUCUUUUGGUCAGAACAGGAUAUGGAAUUGAUGGUGGAUCUAAAAGUGCCGUGGCUGUCUUUGGAGCAGUUCUACCCUCUCAAGGGUCUUUACUUCCCAAAGCACAGUCAGCACUAAAACUCCCAGCCUGAGCAGAACUCUGCAAAAGGUGCAGAAGGUGGCUGUGCCCUGCUGGGAGCCAACAGUGGAUGACAAACUGGGUUUUCUGCUCUUCCAGUUUUUCAGCAGUGAAAGAUAAGAGCAAUUCCCUCUGAAAAAUCCUUUUGCUGCUUGGCUGUGCUGCAGGGCUGCAGAUUCACUCAGCAGGGUGCUCUGUCCCCUGGGCUGUGGGCAAUAACGUGCUCCAGCAGUCUGUGCAGUGGAGAAAGUCCCCAUCCUCUGUUCCUUGCUUCUUGACUUUAAAGAGGUGUCAGUACUGCCCUCUGAGUCUAUGGGCUUCUGUGGCCAUAGUCUGGAGGGACACCCAGACAAAGUAAAGAGCAGCUUUUAUUCUGCCUGAUUGGACAAAGUGAGAUUCUUGACAUGGGACACGGGUGUAGGACCAAGCACGUGGAACACAGGAGGUGCCCUGCAUUACCAGGCAGUGAAACAAGCCUUCUGCUGGGCCCCUGAUCCUGUGUUCUGCUUUUCUUUUGUGCUAUGAAUGACUGCAAGUCAUAGAGUGAAGUUCUGUUAAUUUGGAAUUCACAGAAUCACGGAAUAUUCUGAAUUGGAAGGGACUCACAAGGAUCACUGAGUCCAGCUCUUAAGUGAAUGAUUCAUAUGGGGAUGGAAAUGGUGACCUUGGCAUUACUAGGACCAAUCUGUGGCUUCUGAGAAAUGUUGUUUUGGUUAGCUUCAGGUAUCUUGCAUAUAUUGGAACAUUAGUGUGAUAUAACUAUUAUAACCAAUUAGUAUGUUUAGGAAAAAUCCUAGUUACUGCAUGAUAAAUGAUCAUUUUAAAACCUUUUCAACACAACUGAAGUGGUUUUACUUGGGCAGUACUUGUCAGAGCUGCACUGAUUUUAAACAAGACAUAUAAAGGAGCAUAUUUUUAAAUUGUAGUUCUCUUUUUAGUAUUAAAAACAAAGCAAAUUAUUCUAGAAAAAGAACUAAUUCUGGUGUUAACACCGUGAAGACGUGCAUUGAUUUGCAUUUUAACAUAAAAGUGAGAGUAAAUCAAAAAAAAAGUUGCUGAAUGAAAAGAAAUGAAUGUUUAAUCUUUUCUUCAAUUAAAGACAUCGGUAAAACAGUGUAUUUUGAGAAAGGAAUGCUUAUGUAGCUAUAAACCUGUUGAUUAUACUGAUAUCAACCCUGUACUUCAGUCUGUAUAAGGUGUGUUAUUGUCCACACAGGCAGGGCCACCACCAUGGGUUUGGAUCUGCUCCAUGUGCUUGUGGUGGCUGGUGAAUGGUGAUGGUUUAAAUUCAAUAAACACUCACAGGAAACCCUAA
Messenger RNA from Parus major (Great Tit), 4841 nucleotides. It is a transcript of the gene TRIM25, whose product is annotated as tripartite motif containing 25. The transcript has 8 exons. Gene Ontology annotation, molecular function: zinc ion binding; protein binding. Bases 16 to 1920 code for a protein of 634 amino acids. NCBI's taxonomy places the organism in Eukaryota, Metazoa, Chordata, Aves, Passeriformes, Paridae. The record is from RefSeq and is a predicted model, not a curated record.